Messenger RNA from Neopsephotus bourkii (Bourke's parrot), 2738 nucleotides. RefSeq names its product family with sequence similarity 81 member A (gene FAM81A). Lineage: Eukaryota; Metazoa; Chordata; Aves; Psittaciformes; Psittacidae. The transcript is spliced from 9 exons. The record is from RefSeq and is a predicted model, not a curated record. The coding region runs from base 286 to 1434 and encodes 382 amino acids.
GGCGUCCUGGCAACCGCUCCCGCUCCCGCAGCCCGGCCUGCGGCGGCCGCCCCGCUCCUGCAGCCCGGCGGGCGGGCGGAGGCCCCGCGCUGCGGGCGGACGGACAGGCAGACGGACGGACGGACGCCCCGGCUGCUUGGAGGCAGCCGCGAAGGCUCGCCAACGGCUGCUCUAGCGGUGGCAGCGCGUUAAGGAGCGGGGCUCAGCCGGCCGCUGGGAUGCAGGGAAAGAUGGGCAGCGCUGUCCUGCCCUGAUCCAGCACGGACAUAUAUUAUUGACCAGAAAAUGGCCCAGCGAAGCCCAAUCUUCCCAACUCUUGCCCCUUCUGAAAGACGGGUUCGAAACAUAGCACUGCAUAGCCAGGCACUGACAGCGGUCCCGUUGGCAUCUGCGACCCUGGUGGAUCAGCUGGAAGACAGAAUCCUAAGCCAUGAGAAAACAACGGCGGCUCUUGUGGAACACGCUUUUCGCAUUAAGGAGGACAUUGUUUCCACUCUGCACAGAAUGCAGAACAAAGGGGGGGGUGACCGGUUGGCUAGGCAACUCUUGGAGGAACAUAUCCGAAACAUAACGGCAAUAGUGAGGCAGCUUAAUCGGGACAUUGAGAUGCUGCAGGAACAGAUACGUGUCAGAGACAAUCUCAGCUAUGGAACAAAUUCUACCCUGAAGAGUCUGGAAAUGAGGCAGCUUUCUGGUUUAGGAGAUCUUCGGGGAAGAGUUGCAAGGUGUGAUGCUGGGUUAGCCAGACUGUCUGCAGAACAUAAAAUUACCUAUGAAAGACUUCAGAGCUUAAGUAAAGACCAACAGACCUCCAAACUUAUCUUGGAAUCUAAAAUCAAAGAAGCAGAAAUACAGAUUUCUCAUCUUCUGAGCAGAGUAGAGCAAUCAAUAAUGCAGCAAGAAGCAAAGCUGAAGAUUGCCUACAAAGAGAGCAACCAACAGCUCCACCUUCUGGAUAUAAAAUUAAAAAAUGCUAUUGAAGAACUCAGCAGCCAGAUUUUGUCUGCACGUAGCUGGUUGGAACAGGAACACGAAAGGAUUGAAAAAGAGCUUGUGCAAAAGAUUGACCAACUCUCAUCUACUUUCAAGGAAAAAACUGAAAUGAGUGAAAGAGCUAUAGAGAUGAAAUUCAACCAAAUGGCAGAGAAAAUUGACAAAAUAGAGGAAAUACAGAAGAUAACCAUGGAAGCACAUGAAGCAAAACAGACUGAAGAAAAGAUAAAUAUUCGCAUUGGCAAACUUCAAAAUGAGAUAAAUGAAGAUAUAAAAGAAAUGAAAGCUGAAGUUAAUGCUGGAUUUGCAGCUAUCUAUGAGAGCAUUGGGUCUCUACGGCAAGUUCUAGAAGCGAAAAUGAAGCUGGACAGAGAUGAACUACAGAAGCAGAUCCACCAACUGAAGCAGGAGGUUCCAACAUGGGGAGAGGCUGGACCAUGACCGCAAGAUUUUGGCCGAGAGAUUAAUGUUCACCUGGCUAAAUAGGCAGACUGCAAUCUUGUUCCAGUCUGUAAUCCAAAUUAAGUGCAUGUACCAAACGACAUGCCACUGUUGCACAGGUCCGUAUGUUUACUCAAAGCGGUAAGUGCAAGCUCUUUAUAGACCAGCUGACAACAAGCUUUUAGGCAUGAGGUGUUGAUUUGCCACUGCACUACUCUAGUUGUUCUCAGGAGAUUAAGCACCAUGUGAAACUGGAGUAAUAUAUUGGUGAAGCUGGCACCUGAUUUGCUAAAGGCAUUCCAGUUUCACAGGCUUGAUCAGACAAGUAUACGCUUAUAUACGUUUAAGCACCUGCACAACCCCUUUAGAAAAGAAAAAUAAAAAAGCCCAAAACAAACAACAAAACCUCCCCAACAAACAAGUUGAUACAAAUUGUUUGACAUCAGGCUGGCAAGAUGCUCCACCUUGAGACAAAUCACUUGAGUGAAGUCAAUGACAUUUCCCUGCCACUGACUUCCUGGGGAGACAGAAUUAGCACAAAACAGACCAAUUUUUAUAACCCAGAUACCAACAGAAAAAAAAUAAUCUUUGUUUGGUUUUGCAAAUAUCCUCUGUGUGUGUAAACCAAGUAGUGUUAUAUAAUGUAGUUGUAGAAGAUGAUUCAUCAACAACAUAAGAAACUUAACUUGUGUGGUCUUGUAUUGUAAUAGCUUUAAAUUAAUAGCCAAGUGGAGCUGAGACAGGGUAAAAGAUGUACAUAUGAGUAUUUUAUAACUGGGCAUGUGUUCCUGUGACUUGUUUCAUUAUAACUUUGAAAGGUUUGAACACAAAAGAGAAGGUGAUAAUCUAACAGUCUGGAGAGUGUAAUGUAACAUAAAAUGCAGUUUAUGAUCUGCUUAGAAAUUUUCCAUGGAGUGAAACAACAGAUUCUUCAGUUUUAAGUAGACUUUAAUAAUUCAGUAGAUUCAAACUGCUAUUUGUCUUCACAGUAUUUCCAAAUAAUAAUGGUGCUUAUUUCCAUUCUCAGAACAGAUUACAUAAUGAAAAUCAGCACCCAUAUAGCAUACAUAUUAAUCUAGACAGGAAAAUCUAUAUAUGUUGAUUUUGUAUCUUCAUUCGUAGCUUGAUAGUGUUCCUCAUGUUUGUAAAUCAGGCAAGAUUAAGCACUCGUGAAGAACAAAAGACUUAAUCCAGUACCUUAUUAAUUCAUACUAUUAACAACAACUCAUAUACAAAAAAUACUUUGAAUUUACACAAGCAUUACUGUUAAAGUAAAUAAAUUAUUAGGAUGUUUCUGCACUGUC